AUGUCUUCAUCACUCAUACGUGGUUAUAGUGUACUACUGCGCGGUCAAAGGCUGAAUCUGCUUUUCAAGUCCACACUCAGGCCCGGUAUCAAUCAAGUAGCAAUGUACGUCACUCGUCAUCACCAACACCAACUACUCCAUACGUCCUCUAAAACCCACAACCUCUUUGGCGGCGGGAACUCCACUUCGAAAUCAUUACGAGGCAAAGUCAGCUCCAACCCGGAACAGUUGCUAAAGCCACUGGCAAAAUCCCAAGUAUCAUCGAACCCAGCUGACAUUUUAACGCAAAAUGACAUUUUGAUGUAUUCAACCAAGCCAACAAAUUAUAUCGAAAGUAUCAAGCUGAAUGGAUUUCAUUUAUCUAAUAACUAUUUUAUCCUGUCACCGGAUUCGAAUGGUGAUUUAAUUGGGUUGUGUUUGUUAGGGUCAGAGACGUUUGAGGUGAAAUUAACUAAUAGCAACAACAACAACAACAACAACAACAGCAAAAGUAAACAGGUUAAUUUCUCCAUUAACAACCACAUUAUUACAUUUCAUGACUCCAUCCUACAGAUAUUUUCCAAGAUCCAUCCAAAACCGGAAUUAGUUGUUAUUGGACUCGGUAAAACUAGUCGAUUGUUGAAUAGUUCCAAUAGAAAUUGGUUUAGUGACUUGGGCAUUCAAUUGGAAAUUAGCGAUUCGACAAAUGCCGGUCAGAUUUAUGACUUGUUGAGUACUGAGCGACCUGGAGUUAUUGGUGCGUUAUUGUUGCCGCCAAAUUUGUAA
Messenger RNA from Lodderomyces parapsilosis, 765 nucleotides. RefSeq lists its product as uncharacterized. Gene Ontology annotation, cellular component: mitochondrial inner membrane. The record is from RefSeq and is a predicted model, not a curated record. Gene Ontology annotation, biological process: mitochondrial respiratory chain complex I assembly. Bases 1 to 765 code for a protein of 254 amino acids. NCBI's taxonomy places the organism in Eukaryota, Fungi, Ascomycota, Pichiomycetes, Serinales, Debaryomycetaceae. The transcript has a single exon.